UUAAAAACUCACAGGUCUCUUUAUUUCAUACAGAACAAACAGUCAAUUGAUUUACUACCGUCUUACCUAUAGCAGAUACCAACCAUUAACUUUGCUAUCCUCUCACCUAACUAUCCCGGAUGGAGAAUCGGCUGUAUACAAGCCAAACUAGCCCUAAAGGUGUGGACUGUAAAACAAUAUUUCCUGACACACCCUGCUUCUGUACUCAUAGAUACAAACAGCACAAGCCAGGCUUUGGAGUGAUUCCCAAAGAGCGCCCGAUAAAGUUACCAUGCCGUGCCCCUAACUGUAAAUGUGAGAGCUAUCAUUACGUACCGCUGUGCUGCACCAGUCCAAUACGGUGUCACUGUAAGCACACGGCUGACGAACAUGCAGAAUACGGAAAUCUUGUUUGUAAGAAAGCCGGAUGUACCAAAUGCACCGGUUUCAAGAGCUCGUACACAUGCGGAUGUGGUGCUCCGGUAAGUCAACACACAAUGACAGUUGAGACAGCGGAAGAACGUUCGGCACGUGGACACACCGUGACAGAACACUCGCCCUACAUAGUUGUGGGUGGAAAAACGGGAUAAAUAUUACGUUUAAGUUGUCCUAUAUUCUUAAUGCUUAUAUCGAACGGAUACGCCAGUUUCCUUUAAUUUGACAACUUUUGAAAUAACAUAAAUUAACUUUUUGCUUCCUCUAAAGUAUCUCACAACCUGAGUUUUAUUGCGACGUAAUUUACAAACUUCGUAAAAUUCUCAGGCAUAGCCAUUUCCGACAAUUAUUUAUUUACAUUAUUAAAAAUUAAUAAAAUUUAUUGGAAGAGGA
Messenger RNA from Mercenaria mercenaria, 807 nucleotides. Its product is annotated as protein FAM221A-like. NCBI's taxonomy places the organism in Eukaryota, Metazoa, Mollusca, Bivalvia, Venerida, Veneridae. The record is from RefSeq and is a predicted model, not a curated record. Bases 120 to 569 code for a protein of 149 amino acids. The transcript is spliced from 3 exons.